Anguilla rostrata (American eel) is the source of this 4140-nucleotide messenger RNA. It is a transcript of the gene sh2d4ba, whose product is annotated as SH2 domain containing 4Ba. The coding region runs from base 232 to 1590 and encodes 452 amino acids. Gene Ontology annotation, cellular component: cytoplasm. NCBI's taxonomy places the organism in Eukaryota, Metazoa, Chordata, Actinopteri, Anguilliformes, Anguillidae. The record is from RefSeq and is a predicted model, not a curated record. The transcript has 8 exons.
AGUGAUGAGGUGGAGGAAUGUAAUCCUCGGGUGCCCAGCCCCACCUCAGUGACCUUACAGCUGCUCCAGGAGUGGAGCCAUCAUGAUGUGAGGGAGCGAGAGGACUACGCCGGAGCAGAGACACCAGGAGAGACCUCCACACAGCCCCUCGCUAAGGAGGUCCUCAGGAGGAGGGAGGAGGUGCGGUCAGGGAGGUUUGCGCGCUAGGCUCGUCCUCUGAACACAGCCAGGAUGAUGCAGCAGAUCCUGAGGGACAUGUUCAUCGAGCCGGAUCUGUUGGCAGAACUCAACGAGGAACAGAAGCACAUCCUGUUCUACAAGAUCCGGGAGGAGCAGGUCCGGCGCUGGACGGAGCGGGAGAGCCAGAGCGCGGUUCCGCCGGGCCCGCCACGGGGAGGUGGUGGUAAAGGGGUCCAGUGGCUGCUGGGCAGUGAUGGGGACGUGUGGGUGUGGGUGAUGGGCGAAGCUGCUGGAGACACGCCCUACGAGGAGAUUGUGACGGAGCUGAUGGAGGAGAGGGCCAGGAAACAGGCCCAGCAGGAGGCCCGGGAACUGUGGAAAGCGAAGGAGGCGGAAAUAGAGAGGAAGUUCCGGGAUGCAAUGGCCAAGGAGAAAGCCCGCUUUGUGGCAGGAAAAUGGAGGGAAGAGACAGAGGACAGGAAGGCAGCCAAACAAGAGGAAGAAGGCAUCCAAGCGGAGCUAAAGAAGUGGGAGGUGGAGGAGAGGCAGAGAGAGGAAAAAGAGAUCAGACGCAGGGAGGAGUGCAGAGCCAAGGAGCUGUACCUCUCCCUGAGAGAGGAGGAGAAGAGCGACGAGCAGGAGGACAAGGAGUGGCAGGAGCAGCUGCGCCGCUCCAAGGCUGCGGACGAGGAGAAGCAGCGGAAGGCCCGCUGGGCGCGGGACGAGUACAGGCGCCAGUCCCUGCGGGCCGUGGAGAAGGGGCGGGGCGCCGGGCUUGGCGAGCCCUUCCAGAAGACGCAGGGCAACGGGCCGGGCCAGAACCGGAGACACAGCGAUGUCAUCGCUGCUCCCCCCGCUGGAUCCGCCCAGGCUCACCACCACAGGGGCCUGCAGCCAGCCGCCCCCCCACUUUACCGCCGCCGUCACAAUCGCAGGCACAGCAGUGUGGGAGUGCUGCCCCCUACAGACAGCCCAGCCUGGGUGAGACCAGCCCGACCCAGCUCACGCGAGUCCAUUCUACUGUGGUUCCGAGAAGAACAGCGACCCAAACGGGCCGGGUACGAGCGCAACAGCAGCAGCAUCGCCCCCUGGUUCCACGGCAUAAUCUCUCGCCAGGACUCGGAGGCCCUGUUGAUUAACGCUGAAGAGGGCUGUUUCUUGGUGAGGGUGAGCGAGCGCAUUUGGGGGUACACUCUGUCGUACCGCACGGCCGGCGGCUUCAAACACUUCCUCAUCGACGCCUCGGGGGACUACUACAGCUUUCUGGGCGUGGACCAGAGCCGCCAUGCCACACUGGCCGACCUCAUCGAUUUCCACAAGGAGGAGGUGAUCACCACGUCAGGAGGAGAGCUCCUGCAGGAGGCUUGUAGGAAGAAGGGCUCCUCUCCAGACUUCGGGGGCCUCUUUUAGUGAACAUGCUGUGGAUUCCUCACCCUAUCCAUCUCUAUUGGCCAAUACCCAAACCCCCUCUAACAUUACCCUGUAUCCACAAUUGUCCAAUCAGACUUUGCUAAAAACACAUUUUCAAAAGACCUUUAACUCUUUAGACACUAGUUCAACAACAAAACAAAAAUAAAACACACCUGCAGACCUCAAAACAUUCAAUCAUACAACAUAAUUUGGUUCUGAUAGUGGAGAAAAAUUAACUUUAAAGUAAUCAUCAAGAAUUAUACUGGUGUCUUAAGAGUUCAAGUAUUUUGUAUAAUUAUUCGGUGUAGGUCUAUGCCUAAUAAUACUACACUUUAUUUCUAAAGUGCUUUAAUGGAGAACACUGUGAUGGUGGCAGCGGGGUGGGUGAAUCCCACGUGGGUCGGCUGCCUGUUGCCUUAUCCUCCCACAGAAACCUGAAGCCAAUUUGGACCUGCAGCUCCUCGUACCUCCCGUCUCAGAAAUCUCUGACUGCAAACAUUAUGGUGAUUCUCUAUGCUGCUCUCAUACACAAAGCCCAGAGGGAUUCCUGAAGUGGACAGAUAUUAGGUCAAAGGUUGAGUUACAGCUCUGCAGGGAAGCUUUGCUCGAAGGCAGAUUCCCACAAGUGGAGAAAGGAGAAUCCAGCCGGUACAGAUUUGCAUUGUUGUAUCGGCGUUUGGUUCGGCCCAUUGACUGCGGGCUAAGAGGCCGUGGGCUUCCCCUUCAGAACACUUUCCAGCAGCCCACACUGUGAAUCAAUCAGCUUGGAGCACUGUGCAGCAGGUUGUGCUGUGAAUCAGCUCAUAGGGCGAUUCAGAGAUUCAGAUUCUGAGCUGCGCAGCAGUUCUCGCAGUGAACCACUCGCCUUGCAGCAAUGUGCAACAGGUCGCACCGUACUCAGAGCAUAUCACUACAGUUUGCAGGUAGUAGCAACGAGACCGUCUUCAGUUUCCAGCUUGCUGAAAGUUUCAAGUAUGCCUUUCCUCAUCUCCAAUGUGCACUGGGGAGAUCUGGGAUAGGAAAAGGUCAGAGACAGCUAGCAGCUUCGCCCAGGGCUCAACCGUACCCAACAAUCACAGCAAUGAUAAGUGUCAUUAAACAGGCUAAAUGUUCCUCCUCAGGAAGUGAGAUGGAGCAGAACAGCCAGUGGUUUGGUCUCCUGCCGUGUGGAAAAGAUCUCGUUAUCUCGUUUCCACGGAGGCGCCUCGUUAGUGCCGCUGGCGAUUUUCCAGAGGAGAUUGCCUUACCGUCUCCAAAGGGGGUAACCAGAGCCCCAGAACCACUACCUCUCUGCAUCUUCCAUCCAAACAGGACCGGAGUGCGCCCCCUUACGGCAAACAGUAACGCACAGGUUUGAGUCUCCAGGGGCCUGCGUGUGACCCCUGACACCCGCCCAGCUCCGAUUUCCACAGGUCGCCAGAGGUUUGCAUAGUUACAGGAAAGAUAGUAUUAAGGGGGAAAAAAAGUCUAUGGUGCUGCUGGGGAACAGGAAACAGGAGCUGGAGGAAGAGCUUACCCAGGGAUGAGUGCUCAGGUUACUGGCUGUGCAUGACACCAGGAUGGGAGGGGGGAAAGGGGCAGAGAGAGCCAGAACAUCACUGUGGAACACAGCAGUUCUCUUCUUCAUCACGGAUUCAUUACACGCUGAGAGACUUUUGGGAUUUUUCCUACAGCUGAGCCAGACAGGAAGUGUUGAUACGAGACAAUUGGCCGUUUGUCAGCUCUAAUUCUUCAGAGGCCACUUCAGCGUGCUCAUUCGCCCCUAACGGAGACCCUUUUUACCACCCGUUCUUCUGGUUCCAAACCGGGGUUUGCUUGGUUUUUUUUCAGUGCAAUCAUGCAGUUUCCAUCACCUUUAACUUACAAGACUACCAACUGAGUGAAGAGUGAAGAGUCGUGACUCCUCCAUCAGGUCCUGCCAAUCUCAGCACAGGUUCUGAGCUAGGAUGAAUCACAGCACUGGAUUUUAAAGUUGCUCUGUGGAGAGACACAAACUGAACCAUAAGCACCAAUCAAACACCUACAGGUCAGGAGAUACCACUGCCCUGAACUUGUAAAUCUGCCAUUUAACAAAUAUUUCUAUUCUGUUUGGUGGUUUUUGAGUGCUUGGAUGUUGAAAUCAUCCCAACAGCAACAAACAAAAUGCGAACACAUUCCACUCUGCUGCAAACAGUAACCCUUGACUCCCAGAGAUGUCUUUCACAGUUUAUGUUCUUAGCCUUCCAACAAAAAGCACACAAUAAAACCUUCACUUAAAACAUCUCAAACUGAGGGGAAAAUUCAGCUUAUUGUGAGCAGGUUCUCCCUCCCCACAGGUGCAGCAGCAGCUCUUCGUAACAGAAGAACAGCCUUCUGAAAUCAAUAUCUUAACAUUACCAGCAAGUUAAAAAAACACAAUCUAAAAAACGGCAUUCUGCAAUAGACAAUUUUGAACACUAGAGGGCUCCAAAACUAAUUGACUUCAAGUCCCUAAUGGCAUGUUUACAUUCUCAAGACUGUAAACUGCAUGAAAAGCUGUCUAGCUUCUCAGCUGUACAUUUAAGAAAUAAA